AUGACCACAGCUCUGACCACUACAACCGCAGCUCCCACAACAACCACAGCUCCCACUACUUUAACCACAGCUCCCACUAUGACAACAACUCCCACUACAACAACUCUCCCACUACGACCCCAGCUCCCACAACCACAACAGCACCUCCCACAACAACCCCAGCUCCCACUACUACAACUCUCCAACUACCACAACCCCAGCUCCCACUAUGACCCCAGCUCCCACAACAACCCCAGCUCCCACUACUACAACAGCAGCUCUAACUACCACAACCCUAUCUCCCACUACCACAACCAUAGCUCCCACAACAACAACCACAGCUCCCACUACUACAACCACAGUUCCCACCACAAAAACAGCCACUACCACAACUGCAGCUCUCACAACCACAACAGUUCCAAUUACCACAACAGCUCCCACAACUACAACUGCUGCGUCAACAACCAUAGCUCAAACAACAACCACAGCUCCCACUGCUUUAACCACAGCUCCAACUACCACAACUGCAGCUCCAACUACCACAACCCCAGCUCCCACUACGACCCCAGCUCCCACAACCACAACAGCAGCUCCCACUCCCACUACCACAACCCCAGCUCCCACAACAACAACCACAGCUCCCACUACUACAACCACAGUUCCCACCACAAAAACAGCCACUACCACAACUGCAGCUCUCACAACCACAACAGUUCCAAUUACCACAACAGCUCCCACAACUACAACUGCUGCGUCAACAACCAUAGCUCAAACAACAACCACAGCUCCCACUGCUUUAACCACAGCUCCAACUACCACAACUGCAGCUCCAACUACCACAACCCCAGCUCCCACUACGACCCCAGCUCCCACAACCACAACAGCAGCUCCCACUCCGACUAUUACAACUGCAGCUCCCACUACCACAACCCCAGCUCCCACAACAACAACCACAGCUCCCACUACUACAACCACAGUUCCCACCACAAAAACAGCCACUACCACAACUGCAGCUCUCACAACCACAACAGUUCCAAUUACCACAACAGCUCCCACAACUACAACUGCUGCGUCAACAACCAUAGCUCAAACAACAACCACAGCUCCCACUGCUUUAACCACAGCUCCAACUACCACAACUGCAGCUCCAACUACCACAACCCCAGCUCCCACUACGACCCCAGCUCCCACAACCACAACAGCAGCUCCCAGUACUACAACUGCAGCUCAAACUACCACAACCAUAGCUCCCACUAUGACCCCAGCUCCCACAACCACUACCACAGCUCCCACUACCACAACCCCAGCUCCCACAACGACAACCACAGCUCCCACUACUACAACCACAGCUCCCACUACUACAACAACAGCCACUACAACAACUGUAGCUCCCACAAACACAACUACAGCUCCCACUACUAUUGCAGCUCCAACUACCACAACCACAGCUCCCGCAACUACAAUCACAGCUCCAACUACCACAACCCCAGCUCCCACUACGACCCCAGCUCCCACAACCACAACACAAGCUCACCACUACUGCAACUGACAGCUCCAACUAUCACAACCCCAGCUCCCACUACGACCCCAGCUCCCACAACCACAACAGCACCUCCCACAACAACCCCAGCUCCCACUACUACAACUGUAGCUCCAACUACGACAACCACAGCUCCCACAACUACAAUCACAGCUCCAACUACCACAACCCCAGCUCCCACUAUGACCCCAGCUCCCACAACCACAACAGCAGCUCCCACUACUACAACUGCAGCUCCAACUACCACAACCACAGCUCCCACAACUACAAUCACAGCUCCAACUACCACAACCCCAGCUCCCACUACGACCCCAGCUCCCACAACCAUAAUAGCACCUCCCACAACAACCCCAGCUCUCCACUACUACAACUGUAGCUCCAACUACCACACCCACAGCUCCUACUAUGACCCCAGCUCCCACAACCACAACAGCAGCUCCCACAACAACCCCAGCUCCCACUACUACAACAGCAGCUCUAACUACCACAACCACAGCUCCUACUAUGACCCCAGCUCCCACUACUACAGCAGCAGCUCUAACUACCACAACCCUAUCUCCCACUACCACAACCAUAGCUCCCACAACUACAACCAUAGCUCCCACAACUACAACCACAGCUCCGACUAUUACAACUGCAGCUCCCACAACCACAACCCCAGCUCCCACAACGACAACCACAGCUCGCACUACUACAACCACAGUUCUCACCACAACAACAGCCACUACCACAACUGCAGCUCUCACAACCACAGCAGUUCCAAUUACCACAACAGCUCCCACAACUACAACUGCUGCGUCAACAACCAUAGCUCAAACAACAACCACAGAUCCAACUACUACAACUGCAGCUCCCACUACUUCAACCACAGCUCCCACGACAAUAAGAACUCCCACUACGACACCUGCAGCUACCACAACCACAACAGCUCCAAUUACCACAAAAGCUCCCACAACUACAACCACAGCUCCCACUACUUUAACCACAGCUCCAACUACUACAACUGCAGCUCCCACGACUACAACCACAAUUCCCUCAACACAACUGCUUCUCCAACAACCAUAGCUCAAACUACAACCACAGCUCCAACUACUACAUCCACAGCUUCCACAACAACAGCUCCUACUACAAAAACCACUCAACCUAUUGGAGUUCCAUGUAAUGAAGGUAGUACUGGGCUUCACCCAAACCCUGAUGACCCCAGUUCUUUUUACAACUGUGAUGGUGUGAGAGCCCACCGCCUCUCUUGCCCAUCAGGUUUGAUCUUUCAUGACAGCUGCAAAUGCUGUGCCUCCACUGCCACUCCCAUAACUACAGCAACAACACCUCCUAUUAAAACAAUUACAACACCCUCACCUGCUUUUAAAACAAGAUCUAGUGGAGUCAUAUGUAAUGGAGACAACAUUGGGGUUCACCCCAACCCCAAUGACCCCCAUUCUUUUUACAACUGUGAUGGUGUAAGAGAGCAUCUUCUAUCCUGCCCAGCAGGUUUGAUCUUCCAUGACUGCUGCAAAUGCUGUGCCUCCACUGCCAUACCCAUUUCUACGACUAUAGCUCCCAUCACUACAACCACAACAGCUUACUCUAUCACAACCACUACAGCUUCCCCUACUACAACCUCUGUUCCCACAACAAUUUCCACUACUACGACCACAACUCCCACUACCACAACCACAACAGCCUCCACUACUACCAGCACAACUCCCACAACAACAGCUCCCACUACCACAAGAUCUCAUGGAGUUAUCUGUAAUGGAGAUAACAUUGGGCUUCACCCCAACCCUGAUGACUCCAAUUCCUAUUACAACUGUGAUGGUGUGAGAGCCCACCUACAACCCUGCCCAUUGGGUUUGGUCUUCCAUGACAGCUGCAAAUGCUGUGCCCCCACUGCCACUCCUACUACAGCAACUACACCAGCACCCACUACAACAACCACAACAGCUCACACUACCACAACCACUACAGCUCCCCCCAUUACAACUACAAAUCCAACUACUACCACCACAUCGACCACUACCACAACCACAAGAUCUAGUGGGGUUAUCUGUAAUGGAGACAACAUUGGGCUUCACCCCAACCCUGAUGACCCCAAUUCCUAUUACAACUGUGAUGGUGUGAGAGCCCACCUACAACCCUGCCCAUCAGGUUUGAUCUUCAACAAUACCUGCAAAUGCUGUGUCCGCUAAAGAGUUGUGAGUUAGUAUGAAGUGUGACAGCACACCUCAUGUCCUGCCCAUCAGGUCUGACCUUCAAAGUAAGCUGCAAAUGCUGUGCAGAUCCCACUACAACGACCAUGGCUCCCACAACAACAACACCUCCCACCAUUACAAGCACAAUAGGAUCUACUGGAGUUAUCUGUGAUGGAAAUAACAU
This is a messenger RNA of Lates calcarifer (barramundi perch), 3892 nucleotides long. Its product is annotated as probable cyclin-dependent serine/threonine-protein kinase DDB_G0292550. Gene Ontology annotation, molecular function: chitin binding. The record is from RefSeq and is a predicted model, not a curated record. NCBI's taxonomy places the organism in Eukaryota, Metazoa, Chordata, Actinopteri, Centropomidae. Gene Ontology annotation, cellular component: extracellular region.